UGGCAAGUUACUUAGCUUCUCUGAGCCUUAGUUUCUUCAUCUGUUAAAAGGAGUAACAGUGUCUACCUCAGGAUUAGUGAGGGCUAAAUAAGCUAAUGCAUGAAAAGUAUUUAGCAAAGUGCCUGGCAUACAGCAAGAACUCAAUAAAUGAUAACAUUAUUUAGCUCUAAUUUGAGGCUCUUCUCAGAUGACAGUUAAAAUUGAUCUUGACACUUUGGGGUUCACUGACAUCUGAGCAAACUAUACCUCUUAAAAUUAUAGUGUAUGUGUGCUCUAUUCCUUCUGAUACAGGGAGUUCCAGAAGCUGCUCUGUCCAGCUCUGUCUCUGCUGGCAAAAAACUGAUUUUUUUUUUUGUAAAUCCAGGAUGCUAAAGUUGAGAAAGGGGUAGUGAUCUUCCAACAUUUGUGGACAUGUCCUGACUCCCUUUUCCUUGCUAACCAUCCCCCAGGCUGGAGUCAAGAGAGGGCAAACCAGAAGGCCCAGCUUCUGAUUCCGGGAUGACUGGCAGGGAGGAAAACUUAACAGGCAAAACAGGCUUCUGAGGCACGGUGGAACAGUGAGACUACAGCGUUGUUGCACUGGUGACAGUGCCUACUGAAGAAGCACCUCAGCUGUAUGGGUGGCCAGAAUAAAGAUCACGCCACCUAAAAGGAGAGUGCUGGGCAAACCAGAGGGACAUGGCAAAGCAGGAACAGAAAUGCUGCCACAGUGAAUAGGAAGCAGGAUAACUUGACUAGGCCAGAGUUCUCUUGCCUCAGGGAACCUCUGCUCAAGUUUCAGGAUUUUAUACCUACACCCUUCAGCUACGAUCCCUGCUACAAAAACACACCUCAGAGAACCAGGACUAGCCCUGCUGUCGGGGCAGGGUGACCCCACCAGUGACCUACAACCCCUCUGUGACCCCACAACUCCCUCUCACCAUGGAGCUUGCAUUUGAUGCCGACAGGCAGUGUGUAAUCUGUCCCUCCUCUUGACCUCUUACCUGGGAUUCCAUGGCCACACAACCCUGGGAUUCCAUGUCUCCCCAAUUCCAGGACCCUCCCUGGCCCCAUGACUCCUGAUCUUCUAAGUGACCGCCCGGGACCUUAACCCCUGUGACUGUUCUUCCUAUCAUCCCCUUAAUUCUGGCCCUGGCUCCCCUUGGGGGUCUUGUUGGUCUGGGCCUCCCCAGGAAGAUGUGGGGGAGGCUCUGGCCCCUCCUCCUGAGCUUCCUCACAGCAACUGCAGUCCCUGGACCCUCGCUGAGGAGACCAUCCAGAGAACUAGAUGCCACCCCACGGAUGACCAUCCCCUACGAAGAGCUCUCUGGGACCCAGCACUUCAAGGGCCAAGCCCAGAACUAUUCAACGCUGCUGCUGGAGGAGGCCUCAGCAAGGCUGCUGGUGGGAGCCCGAGGCGCCCUGUUCUCUCUCAAUGCCCACAACAUAGGAGACGGGACUCACAAAGAGAUUCGCUGGGAGGCCUCCCCAGAGAUGCAAAGCAAAUGUCAUCAAAAAGGGAAAAACAACCAGACCGAGUGCUUCAACCAUGUGCGAUUCCUGCAGCGGCUCAACGCCACCCACCUCUACACAUGUGGGACUCACGCCUUCCAGCCUCUCUGUGCAGCCAUUGAUGCUGAGGCCUUCACCUUGCCAACCAGCUUCGAGGAGGGGAAGGAGAAGUGUCCUUAUGACCCAGCCCGUGGCUUCACAGGCCUCAUCAUUGAUGGAGGCCUCUACACAGCUACUCGGUAUGAAUUCCGGAGCAUCCCUGACAUCCGCCGGAGCCACCACCCGCACUCCCUGAGGACUGAGGAGGCCCCGAUGCACUGGCUCAAUGAUGCUGAGUUUGUGUUCUCCGUCCUGGUGCGGGAGAGCAAGGCCAGUGCAGUGGGUGACGAUGACAAGGUUUACUACUUCUUCACGGAGCGUGCUGCUGAGGAGGGCUCCAGCAGCUUUGCUCAGAGCCGCAGCAGCCACCGUGUGGCCCGUGUGGCCCGUGUGUGCAAGGGAGACCUGGGAGGGAAGAAGAUCCUGCAGAAGAAAUGGACCUCCUUCUUAAAGGCGCGUCUCAUCUGCCACAUACCACAGUAUGAGACACUACGUGGUGUCUGCAGCCUGGAAGCUGACACCUCAGCCCGCACGCACUUCUACGCAGCCUUCACGCUGACCACACAGUGGAAGACCCUGGAGGCCUCAGCCAUCUGCCGCUACGACCUGACCGAGCUUCAGGCCGUCUUUGCUGGCCCCUACAUGGAAUACCAGGAUGGUGUCCGGCGCUGGGGCCGCUACGAGGGAGCGGUGCCGGAGCCCCGGCCUGGCUCAUGCAUUACAGAUUCAUUGCGCAGCCGAGGCUACAACUCAUCCCAGGACUUGCCAUCUCUGGUCCUGGACUUUGUGAAGUUACACCCACUGAUGGCUCGGCCCGUGGUACCCACACGCGGACGGCCCCUGCUGCUCAAGCGCAGUGUGCGCUACACACACCUCACGGGGACACCUGUCACCACGCCAGCUGGACCCACCUAUGACCUGCUCUUUCUGGGCACAGCUGAUGGCUGGAUCCACAAGGCUGUGGUCCUGGGCUCUGCGAUGCACAUUAUUGAAGAGACACAGGUGUUCAAGGAGCCCCAGUCUGUGGAGAACCUGGUCAUCUCGCCGAUGCAGCAUAGCCUCUACGUGGGGGCCCCUAGUGGAGUCAUCCAGCUCUCACUGUCCAGCUGUUCCCGCUACCGCUCCUGCUACGACUGCAUCCUGGCCCAGGACCCCUACUGUGGCUGGGACCCCAGCACCCAUGCCUGCAUGGUGACCACCACCAUACCCAACAGGACAGCAGUGAUUCAGGACAUAGAGAGAGGAAACCGAGGCUGUGAGGGCAACAGGGACACAGGGCCACCACUACCACUGAAGACUCGUUCGGUGCUCCGGGGUGAUGAUGUCCUAUUGCCCUGUGACCAGCCAUCCAACCUGGCCCGGGCCUUGUGGCUGCUCAAUGGGAGCAUGGGCCUGAGCGAUGGGCAGGAUGGCUACCGCGUGGGUGUCGAUGGGCUGCUGGUAACAGACACACAGCCUGAGCACAGUGGCAACUACGGCUGUUAUGCUGAAGAGAAUGGCCUCCGCACCCUGCUGGCCUCCUACAGCCUCACGGUGCGGCCAGCCACUCCUGCCCCUGCUCCACAGGCCCCUGCAAUGCCUGGGGCACAACUGGCACCUGAUGUGCGGCUGCUCUAUGUGUUAGCCAUUGCUGCACUUGGUGGCCUCUGCCUCAUCCUGGCUUUCUCCCUCUUCUACAUGGCUUGUCUUCGGGGAGGCGGACGAGGACACCGACGGAAAUAUUCAUUGGGUCGGGCCGGCCGGGCAGGGGGCUCUGCUGUGCAGCUGCAGACGGUCUCAGGCCAGUGUCCUGGAGAGGAAGAUGAGGGUGAUGAUGGGGAGGGGGCUGGGGGCCUGGAGGGUGGCUGCCUCCAGAUCAUCCCUGGGGAGGGGGCCCCAGCCCCACCGCCCCCACCGCCCCCACUGCCACCAGCUGAGCUGACCAAUGGGCUGGUGGCACUGCCCAGCCGGUUGCGCAGGAUGAAUGGCAACAGCUAUGUGCUCCUGAGGCAGAGCAACAAUGGAGUGCCAGCAGGACCCUGCUCCUUUGCAGAGGAGCUCAGCCGCAUCCUGGAGAAGAGGAAGCACACGCAGCUCGUAGAGCACCUGGAUGAGAGCUCUGUCUGAGCCCAGCCUCCCAGGACAAAUGCUCUUCCAAACCAGCCUGCCUGCCCCAGGCUGGGCCGCUGCCUCCCCAACACAAACACCCUACCUUCAUCCCUGCAACUCCAGGCCCUUCUCCCAACUUUUUGAUGUCCCUGUAGGGCUGGCCAGAGUCAGGCCCAGCCAAAGCCCUCUUCUCAGUCUCCACAGACCCAUCUGUGAGCAGCCCAGACCAACCGGUGCUCCUCAGAGGCAGGGCUCUGCAGGUCCAGAUGGCCUCAAUGUCACUACCCUCUGCAUGGCCCUACAUGCUGGAUGGUCCUGAAAACAGACAAGACCUCUGCCAACCACCAGAGCCACCUGAGCCCUGUGUACCUUCACGUGCGCACAUGGAAGAAUGUCUAUCAGCUGGGCUGCAGGGCCCCCACCCCCACCCCCUGGUGCUUUCUUGUUUUAUCCCUUCUGGACUUUGACUACCCUCCCAAUUGCCACAUCCCAUCCUACCUAGUCCUCUCCUGUAGUCCCAGCCCCAUGUGAUGACCUCUUUGGCAAGACCUUGGGAACAGGCCAGCCUGGGGAGGUAAGACUACUGCAUCAUUCCCUCUUCUCCCUUAAUGUGUAGCCCUUAUGAUUCAGCCCCCCUACCACUCUCAAGAGUGACAGAGACAGUUCCAGGCAUGGUCUUCCUCAUGCACAUGUGCUUACAUUUCCACUCACAGGCAUCUGCUGAGCCUCCCCUUGCUGCGUCAGACCUGUGUCUGUUGGGUUUUGUCCAUGAACAUUUCAGAGGGAGAGCUCUCUCCCAUUUAGCUGUCCUCACAGACACUUCCUUAGAACGGGUGACCAACACUGCACUCAAUGAGCCAGCCUCCCUUUUGGGGACCAAGCAUUUGCUACCCCUAAACCAGAGCAGGGGGAGAAGAGAUCUGAGGUCUCACCUGGCACAUGAAGCCCGUUCCUGGAACUAUGCAAAGGGCAGAGGCUGGGAGUUUGGAUGCUUGGCUCCCGCCCCUGUCCUACCUCACCGGGGCACUUUCAGGGUCCAGGGGCCUCUGAAGUCUCCAGGCCCAUAUGGGACAAUCAAAACCUGACUGAGCUCCCCCAUUCCCCUUGCGUGAGGAUGACUGUUAUUUUUGUAGCUGAGAACGUGGAAUCCCACGGAUUUUUACUGCCCUUCAUCCAACCUCUCCCCCCUCUACUCCACAAUGAAUGUAUUUAUUGUAAGCCGGCUACCCUUCUUUAGGAAUGCCCCCGCUCACGACCCAGGUAGGCGGGACAGGCAUGUGACAGAGUGGGGAGGCUGGGCUCAGCUCCUCCCCCCACUGUUGGUUAAUAAAUACCCCCUUUCC
Hippopotamus amphibius kiboko is the source of this 5021-nucleotide messenger RNA. It is a transcript of the gene SEMA4G, whose product is annotated as semaphorin 4G. Bases 1177 to 3696 code for a protein of 839 amino acids. Gene Ontology annotation, biological process: negative regulation of axon extension involved in axon guidance; neural crest cell migration; positive regulation of cell migration. Lineage: Eukaryota; Metazoa; Chordata; Mammalia; Artiodactyla; Hippopotamidae. The record is from RefSeq and is a predicted model, not a curated record. The transcript has 16 exons. Gene Ontology annotation, molecular function: chemorepellent activity; semaphorin receptor binding.